AUGCAAAUACGUAUGAAUGUAUCUAGUCUGGAAGAAUGGGCCCGAACGAACAAUCGGCAACCUGAGCAUUAUGAACAUGGUUCUAUGACUUCUAGUGGAGAAAUGACUGUUGAAGCAACGCGGCGACAUCUCGCACCUUUAGUUCAGUUACUACAAUGGUUACAAUGUUUCUCAUCUUUGGGACAAGAUGAUUUGGAAGCACUUGUUGGAACAUUACAACAACUCACGCGACUUACGCCUCAACAACUAAUACAUUCGGUAAAACAUUAUCGAGCCGAAGUUGGAGAAAAGGGUUUACCAAAAAGCGCCAUGAACUAUUUAAUCAAUCUACAAGAAGAGCACAGAUUAAGAAAAGAACGUCAAAAACGCACUUCUCAAGGUCUACGCAUGAGUGCGCCAUCUACACCAGCUAGAAAGGGAAGUAGCAAACCCUUACCUGAUACCCCUGAUUCGAACGGUCGUGGUGGAAAACCUCAAUCUCUAGAUUAUGAAUCGUUUGAGGAAGAUGACGAUGCACCCGAAAAUCUUCUUUUAGAUCCAGCUCUUAUGCUACCAUUUUCAUUACCCUCGAGUACGGAUAUGUUGAUUAGUUAUGGAGCGGGAUUUGGAGGGGUGAAUAGAGAGAGAGAAAGAAAAUAUAUACCGACUGUUCCUCCGGAGUUUUUGGCAAAGUUGGAUUUGAGUGGGGGAAGAGCACAUUCAACGUAUCAUGAGAGAGAUUGGGAGAAUGAGGAACUUUGA
Molecule: messenger RNA, 741 nt
Organism: Botrytis sinoallii
Lineage: Eukaryota; Fungi; Ascomycota; Leotiomycetes; Helotiales; Sclerotiniaceae
Exons: 1
Coding region: 1-741 (246 amino acids)
Molecular function (GO): GTPase binding
Source: RefSeq, a predicted model, not a curated record